Ambispora gerdemannii is the source of this 723-nucleotide messenger RNA. Lineage: Eukaryota; Fungi; Glomeromycota; Glomeromycetes; Archaeosporales; Ambisporaceae. The record is from the annotation of a GenBank genome assembly.
AUGGCCGCCGAACACCAGUCUAUUAUUACCAGUCUAGAACAUCCUUGUUCUCCAUUUUCUCCUGAAUAUUCUUCGGACCUUCCACCCAGCCAAACACCAACAAAUACUACAAAUGAAAAACGAAAAGUAACGACAAAUAAUCCAGCAGAAAAGACCAAAAAAGCUCGCGUUUCCCUAACCGCGCUUCAAAAAAAAGAAAUCUGUGAAUGUCUCGAAACUGACAAGACACUGAAGCAAAAAGAUAUUGCCGCUGAGUAUGGAAUAUCAAAGCAAACCGUUUCUAAUAUUGUCAAAGCAAAAGAACAGUGGUUAAAAAUUGGAUCAGGAAUGGAUUUAACCAGUUCCAAGCAUGCCCGAAAAGCAACAUUUGAAGAUAUUGAAGAAGCAAUGAAAAUUUGGGUGAAAAUAUACUAUUUGCUAAUGGAAAAAGUCUUGGUAUUUGCCAAAGAAUUCGAAGUUUCUGACAAGUUUCUAGCUUCUACAGGUUGGGCCAAGAAUUUCAAAAGACGGGAUAAUUUGAAAUCUUACAAAAAACGCGGUGAAUCGGGCAGUGUUGAUAUGAACGAAAUUCCAAGAUUCCGUAAGCAACUUCAAGACAUAAUCAAAGACUAUGAACCUAAAGAUGUAUUCAACUGUGAUGAGACAGCAUUAUAUUGGAUGCUUGAACCUAAUCGAACUCUAGCAUGUGGUCCAGUUAAAGGAAAGAAGAAAUCAAAAGACUGA